AUGGCUUCGUCUAAACCCCCCCAGAACACUCUCGUAUUUGAAAAUUUACCCAGUAAGGCAAACCUCAACUUAUGGUUGAUGGGAAUAGAUACCCAAUUUUUUAAUAUUAAUAAUAUAUUUCGGGGUAUAAAACUAAUACCACCAGGAAUUCAUUUAUUUCACUAUUCAAUUCCCCCCGGUGAUGAAAGCCCACAGAGCAACGGGAUACCUUCGGAAGCAAUAUCCUCUAGUUCUCGUUUUGGAAUUUGGCUUGACUGUAAAGAUAAUGAUGUUUUGAUAUUACGUUGGGAUGAUGAAUCUGAACGAUUAAAUAUUGUUGAUCCAAAUAAGGAUGAAGAACAAUUAAAUUACAGUAAAUGCUUGAGUAGUAUUGGGGACAUAUAUCCGUUUAUGGUGAGUUAUCCAGAGAAUUCACUGAAAUGGUUCAAUUUUUUGAUCAAUUAUAUCGAUUUUGAGGUGAUUCAAGAAUUUGUACCUUGUGAUAAUGACAUGUAUUCGGGAGAUAUUACAUCAAUGAUGCCUUCUAAAGAGGAAAACAUGGUUCUCCUAGAUGCACUACAGAAAGUGAAUCCUGGGGCAUUGUCUUCGUUAGAGGAUCAAACCGAUAAAGAGUUGAAAUAUACAAUUAUACAGUUCAAGAUCAGUAAAGAGAAUACAGAAUCGGUGAAAGAAGUAACAGAAAAUUAUCUUGAUAAAUCAUGGUAUUUGAAUCAGUUAUAUGGUAAUGACAUUGAGUUGAUGUUGGGUGAGUUACAGCUAUCAUUUAUAAAUUUUGUCAUACUUGGAAAUUUUUGUUCAGGGUUGCAAUGGCUUAACAUUAUAAGAUUGAUUCUGAUGAGUAGGAAAUUUAUAAAAUCAAGUCAAAAAGUUGCAUUAGAUUUUUUGACUGUAUUCCAACAUCAUUUGGAACAGUUACCAAAAGAAUAUUUAAUCGAUGAUCUUGCUCUCAAUAACCUGCUUGACUUGCAGAAAUACAUCUUAGUAUUAGAAAAUUUUGCCAGAGACAUUUUCCCGAAAGACACAUGGGAUCUUAAUGGUUGUUGUGGUAAGAUGAAACUUUCUGGAUUCAUCAAAGAAAAGUGGCAGCGUAUUCUCAACAUUAAUAAAUCCAAGUUCAAUAUCGAUUUUGAAAAAUUAGGCCAGAGAAAUAUAGAUGAAAAUGAGAUAGAAGUUUAUGACUUGAAUGAUUAUGAUGAAAAUGACGAAGAUGCUCCUGCUAUAGUGAGUUGA
Molecule: messenger RNA, 1230 nt
Organism: Debaryomyces fabryi
Lineage: Eukaryota; Fungi; Ascomycota; Pichiomycetes; Serinales; Debaryomycetaceae
Product: AAR2 splicing factor family protein
Exons: 1
Coding region: 1-1230 (409 amino acids)
Biological process (GO): spliceosomal tri-snRNP complex assembly
Source: RefSeq, a predicted model, not a curated record